This is a messenger RNA of Striga asiatica, 713 nucleotides long. Lineage: Eukaryota; Viridiplantae; Streptophyta; Magnoliopsida; Lamiales; Orobanchaceae. The record is from the annotation of a GenBank genome assembly.
CAUGUUAUAUGGGUGGGGCAUCGAUGGGAGAAAGAUCAACGGCAUCUGAACCAUGUGGAAAUCAUCACAUCCGUUCCAACACAGUCAGACACCUCAAAACAACUGCACAGACAAUCCACCAAAAAAACAAACAAGUCACAAAUUACACAUCAAAUUCAGCCCUAAUCAGUCCACCUUCAACUGAGGAUCAACCUCAAUUCGCGCCACCCCUUCCCCUGCCGCCUUCGCCACUUCCACCUCCCCCACCACCAGCUCAGCCGCCGCCGCCGCCUCCUCCUUCCCCUCCUCCUCCUCCUCCUCCACUUCGGAUCCCCCUUGUCCAGCGCCGGCUCGGCCCCCAGCUCGGCCUCGUACUCCUCGGCCGGCCCCUCCCACGUGUACUUCCCGCCGUGCCCCUUCUUGGGGUCGUGCUUGAGCGGGAGGCCGUCGGCCGGGUGGCGGUCCAGCCGCCCCACCCCCUUGUCGGCGAGCUUCUUCUCCACGUACUUGACCGUGUCCGCGUCGCGAGUCUUCAGCUCCACCUUCUCCAGGUGCUUUCGGCCCUCAUCGGCCCGACACUCGGCCCGAAUCGUCGCCUUUUCGUUCUUCUUGUCCACCACUGCCUUCAUUUUGCCGUGCUGGAAAUGUGUGGGCAAAUCGAGUCCUUAUCCGAUUUGCUGGAAAGUUCUUCGUCCCAGAAGUUCCUCACCAGUCAUGACUAUUGUCAGCUUCUC